AUGGAGUACCUCCCACAAGCAGUCCAGACGGCCCUCAAGGGUGACAUUGACCCCUACACCCAGAGCUUUGCGGAGUGGGCUGCCAACAUUUACCUGGGCGUCCUCGUCGCCAUUGCGUUUGCCAUCUCAUUCUUCACCUCGAACGUCCUCCUCGGCCUGGAGGUGUUCCUCGCGGGCUUUGUGGUGCUCAUCCUGGCCGUCGUUCCCCCAUGGCCAUUCCUGAACAGCCACGCCAUCAAGUUCCUCCCCGUGCGCUCGGCGCCCGCAGCAAAGAGCUAA
Apiotrichum porosum is the source of this 279-nucleotide messenger RNA. RefSeq lists its product as uncharacterized. Gene Ontology annotation, biological process: protein targeting to ER. NCBI's taxonomy places the organism in Eukaryota, Fungi, Basidiomycota, Tremellomycetes, Trichosporonales, Trichosporonaceae. Gene Ontology annotation, cellular component: signal peptidase complex; endoplasmic reticulum membrane. Bases 1 to 279 code for a protein of 92 amino acids. The transcript is spliced from 4 exons. The record is from RefSeq and is a predicted model, not a curated record.